AUGAACACUGUUCGUAUUGGAAUGUCAGAAAAGACCCAUGAUCAACUCAUUGCAAGGCCUUUCGUCGUUGUUGGGAAAGUCAAGGAAUCUGACAAGACCGGUGAUCAGGCGACCGGGAAUACCCAGGAUACCGAGGAUGUUACUCUGGUGUCGGCCGCCCACUCGAGACCCACCUUUCAACUUUCCUUCUACCUUGAGCUAAUUUCUAACCUCAGACUUAAAGUAAUGACACACUACGAGGAAGAAGAUUUCACCACCGCCGACGAACUCAUGCCCUUGUCGGGCCCUGUUGCUCACACAAUAUGUCCAUCCAGCGGUGUUAGAUAUCGGCACAGCUCGAUAAAGCUCUGGAUGCAAGGUGGUUUGCGGAGUCUCGUCUAUCCAUAA
This is a messenger RNA of Spirometra erinaceieuropaei, 387 nucleotides long. The record is from the annotation of a GenBank genome assembly. Lineage: Eukaryota; Metazoa; Platyhelminthes; Cestoda; Diphyllobothriidea; Diphyllobothriidae.